AGGCUUUCAAAGCGGUAGUUUCGACACAUGAGCUCAUCGCAACCUCUCAAAGUUCAACAGAUGAGUGGCGUGUCCUAAGUUUGUUCGUACUUUCGGACGGUAUGUGACGUCUACAGCUCUGCCAUAUAUUCGUCCGUUCUUUCUGGAAGUACCUGUGUGGCUCACAUGUAGGUGGCAUGUACCAUACGUUCAAUACACACAACAAGGCCCAUUCUUGUGCAACUUAAUCCAUACUUUUAGCUAGCUACUGGUCUAUUUGCUAACUCGACUAAAAAGUGUGCGGUAUUGAGCCGUCUUCUACGUGCAAUCAAAUCAGUAAAAUUGAGUACAAAAUGAAGACUCGAGAAUUACGGAUCCCGUUGCCCAUGACUGUGGAUGAUUAUUUGAUUGCUCAAAAUUGGUCAUUCAAUGAGCAAAGUCGCCGUGAAACAGGGGGUGGUGAAGGUGUUGAGAUCGUCAAGAACGAACCUUUCUCUGGUCAAUCUUUCCUGUAUGGGAAAUAUGACACUGGUCAAUACACCUACAAGAUCUAUCAUGUUGAAACCAAGGUUCCAACUCUAGUCAGGGCAAUUGUGAAGCCCAUCAUUGGCAAGAAUGGCUUUCAGCUCCAUGAAGAAGCGUGGAAUUGUUAUCCGUAUUGCAAGACUGUCAUCAGUAACCCAGGUUAUAUGAAGGAUAACUUCAAGGUUGUCUUGGAAAGUAUUCAUCUCCCUGAUGCUGGAAACACCUCCAAUGCAUUGGGCAUGGAUCCCGAAGCUUACAAGAAGAUCGAUCACGUCACUCUCGACAUCAUUGCUGACAAAUGUUCCUUGAGAGAUAAAGCCUUCGAUCCCGUCACUUAUUGCUCCAAGAAGGCUAAUCUGGGGCCUUUGAACGCCAAGACCUGGAGAGAGACCACGCAACCUAUCAUGACGUGCUACAAGUUCAUCACGGUUCAGUUCAAGUGGUUUGGCAUCCAGAACAAGAUGGAAAACGUCAUCUUGGACCAAUACACCAAGAUGUUACUCGCUCUGCAUCAACAAAUGUGGUGCUGGACCGACGAAUGGUUAGGAAUGACAAUGGAUGACAUUCGAAAGCUGGAAGAAGACACCAAGGACGAGCUUCAUAACCAGAUCAAAGAGAAGCAAAAGCGAGGAACCACCAAUUUGGAUUGAACAGGUCUACUACUCAAAUGCCGUAGAUCAAUAAUUGCAAUAGUUACCAAACAAUUUGAGUGAGAAGAUUCAAAUGCGGAAAAUGGAAACGAACCGUUAUUGGAAUAAAUCUUGAAUUGUGAUAUAAAACAA
Messenger RNA from Tigriopus californicus, 1286 nucleotides. RefSeq names its product phosphatidylinositol transfer protein alpha isoform-like. The record is from RefSeq and is a predicted model, not a curated record. The transcript has 3 exons. Gene Ontology annotation, molecular function: phosphatidylcholine binding; phosphatidylinositol binding; phosphatidylinositol transfer activity. Gene Ontology annotation, cellular component: cytoplasm. Gene Ontology annotation, biological process: phospholipid transport. NCBI's taxonomy places the organism in Eukaryota, Metazoa, Arthropoda, Copepoda, Harpacticoida, Harpacticidae. The coding region runs from base 333 to 1154 and encodes 273 amino acids.